Acanthopagrus latus (yellowfin seabream) is the source of this 5688-nucleotide messenger RNA. Its product is annotated as transducin-like enhancer protein 1. Bases 900 to 3248 code for a protein of 782 amino acids. Gene Ontology annotation, molecular function: protein binding; transcription corepressor activity. The transcript has 20 exons. The record is from RefSeq and is a predicted model, not a curated record. NCBI's taxonomy places the organism in Eukaryota, Metazoa, Chordata, Actinopteri, Spariformes, Sparidae. Gene Ontology annotation, biological process: negative regulation of canonical Wnt signaling pathway; regulation of DNA-templated transcription. Gene Ontology annotation, cellular component: nucleus; transcription regulator complex.
ACAUUAGUAUCCCCACGUGGAGCGGCGGCUCUGAUUGGCCAGCGGACGCUUUGUGGGCUGGCCUCCAGUUUCGGUUAGCUGUGAGCGUGAAACCGCGUGAGAAAGUUGCCAUUGAGGUAAAGCAGAGCUAGACGGCGGACCGUCGCCGCAGCUGUGGGAGUUGUUGCUAUCAAAACUAACAACAUCUUUCCUCGUUGUUGUUGUUGUUGUUGUUUUUUUUUUCGAGAAAUCUAUUUUGGACUCAGCUUUGCAUCCAAACUCAGCGGGGAAGUAAAUAUUUCAGCUCUUGACGACUGUUCGACCGCCAGCUAGGAAACCGCGGCGAGUCAAGUGGGAAACUCUUCACUGCAAUUAACUUGUGUGGAUUUGUUUCUGAUGCUCGGACCGCGCCGACAGUUCGCGGCUGCCUGUCGACCGUCCUACCGGCUUGAAUUCGCUCUUGUUCGCUCGGUUCGCGUCUCCGCGCUCGGAAUACACCGGAUUCUACACAAAACAAACGCCAGGAGUGAUUGAAGUGGCUCCAGCCUGUUUUUUUUUUCUUCCCCCCUUCUUCCUCUCAUUUCUCACCUGGUUCUUACCCUCCUCCUCCUCCUCCCCCUCCCUCUCUCUCUCUCUCUUAGCUGCCUCCAGCUAAUGAGCCGUUUCCCGUGUUUUUCCGGUUGAUUUACGGCCGCGCUGCCGGUGGAGCGGAGGAGAGACAAGGACCGAGAGGAGCGGGGAUUCAAAUUAAACAGUCGGUUUUGUUUGAAAUCAACGACAGCGGGUCCUCACGGCUGAUGGAGUCGUCUCCGUGAUCCGGACCCCCCACCCUCCCUCCCUCACAUCCUCACCGUACCCUCAUUUGAUCCCUCUAACCGGAGCUUUAAGACGGAAACGGUCACUUCCUCCCGGAGAUAACGAUGUUUCCCCAGGGGCGACACCCGACGCCCCACCAGGCUCCAGGCCAGCCCUUCAAGUUCACCAUCCCAGAGUCACUGGACCGCAUCAAGGAGGAGUUCCAGUUUCUUCAAGCUCAGUACCACAGUCUCAAGAUGGAGUGCGAGAAGCUGGCCAGUGAAAAGACGGAGAUGCAGAGACACUAUGUCAUGUACUAUGAGAUGUCUUAUGGCCUCAACAUCGAAAUGCACAAACAGACCGAGAUUGCCAAGAGACUAAACACCAUCUGUGCACAAGUCAUUCCCUUCCUCUCGCAGGAGCACCAACAACAGGUGGUCCAAGCAGUGGAGCGAGCAAAACAGGUGACAAUGGCAGAGCUCAAUGCGGUCAUUGGGGUACGUGGACUGCCAGGUCUUCCACCCACACAUCUAUCCCAUAACCAUGGUGGUGCCCCAGUGCCCCUCACCCCUCACCCUGCCGGCCUUCACCCCUCCCAGCUCGGUGGUUCAGCCGGUCUCCUGGCUCUGUCAGGAGCACUUGGUGCCCUUCCUCCCCAUCUAUCUGGAAAGGAUGUUGGCGAUAAGAAGCCCCACAUGUCCGGAGCAGACUCGCAUCCCACUGGACCUGAUCACCUGAGAGAUCGUGAGCCCGGCACAAGUAACUCACUGCUGCCAGAAAGUCUUCGGAACUCAGAUAAGAGACGCAACGGACCCGAGUUUCCAAAUGACACCAAGAAACGCAAGAUGGAGGACAAGGACUCCAGCCACUAUGAUAGUGACGGGGAGAAAAGUGAUGAUAAUCUUGUGGUGGAUGUCUCGAAUGAGGAUCCUGCCUCCCCUCGCGGCACGCCGCUCCCCUCCCCAAGAGAAAAUGGCAUGGAUAAAGCGCGUCUUCUCAAGAAAGACCCAUGCAGUCCAGCUUCAACUGCAUCAUCAGCUAGCUCCUCCUCCCUCAAGUCCAAAGAGAUGUCAAUGCGAGACAAGGCAGGUACACCUGGGCUAAAGUCAAGCACACCCACACCACGAGGUGACUCCACCCCUGGUCCGAGCUCCACUCCUGGAAUCCGGCCCAGUCUAUCAAAACCCCCCUCUAUGGAAAUACCGCAUCCACCCACUGCAGGUCUUCGGACCCCCCUGGCUGUACCAGGCCCGUACCCGGGUGCAUUUGGUAUGUUACCCCACGCAGCAGGGAUGAACGGUGAGCUGGCCGGUGCUGCCGGGGCUGCGGCCUAUGCUGCUGGACUGCACAACAUGUCACCUCAGAUGAGUGCUGCUGCCGCAGCCGCUGUGGCUGCGUACGGCCGUUCACCCAUGGUCGGGUUUGAUCCUCAUCCUCACAUGAGAGUUCCUGGAAUGCCUCCCAGUCUGACAGGAAUCCCUGGCGGCAAACCUGCUUACUCCUUCCACGUGGCGGCUGACGGACAGAUGCAGCCAGUGCCGUUCCCCCCGGACGCUUUGGUGGGCCCAGGGAUUCCCCGCCACGCCCGUCAGAUCAACACACUGAACCACGGAGAGGUGGUGUGCGCCGUUACCAUCAGUAACCCCACCCGACACGUUUACACAGGAGGGAAGGGUUGUGUGAAGGUCUGGGACAUUAGUCACCCAGGAAACAAGAGCCCGGUGUCACAGCUCGACUGUUUGAACCGGGACAAUUACAUCCGAUCUUGUCGUCUCCUCCCCGAUGGUCGGACGCUGAUUGUGGGAGGCGAGGCGAGCACGCUGUCAAUCUGGGAUUUGGCCACACCCACUCCCAGGAUUAAGGCAGAGUUAACAUCAUCAGCGCCGGCAUGCUACGCGCUGGCCAUCAGCCCGGACUCCAAGGUCUGCUUCUCUUGCUGCAGCGACGGAAACAUCGCGGUCUGGGAUUUACACAACCAGACACUCGUUAGGCAGUUCCAGGGCCACACAGACGGAGCCAGCUGUAUUGACAUCUCCAAUGACGGCACCAAGCUGUGGACCGGAGGCCUCGAUAACACCGUGCGCUCCUGGGAUCUGAGGGAGGGACGGCAGCUGCAGCAGCACGACUUCACAUCACAGAUCUUCUCUCUCGGCUACUGUCCAACAGGAGAGUGGCUCGCUGUGGGAAUGGAGAGCAGCAACGUUGAGGUCCUUCAUGUCACCAAGCCUGACAAAUACCAGCUUCAUCUACAUGAGAGCUGUGUACUCUCCCUCCAGUUUGCCUACUGUGGGAAAUGGUUUGUGAGCACAGGAAAGGACAACUUGCUGAAUGCAUGGCGAACACCGUACGGAGCCAGUAUAUUCCAGUCUAAAGAAUCAUCCUCGGUGUUGAGCUGUGACAUAUCUGUGGACGACAAGUACAUCGUCACCGGUUCAGGGGACAAGAAGGCCACUGUUUACGAGGUCAUCUACUAAAAAUAUGGAAAGAAAAGCAAGGACAUUUGUUCUUUCCCACACACCCGAUACGUUUCUAGAGGUUUUCACAUGGAGCCAGACAUCGCAGACGAGUGCAACCUGGAUGACAACGUUGUUUUUGUUGCAUUGAUUUUACAUGCACAGAUCUUUUGACUCCACGUCAGCUGGGGAUUAAGUGGAGCAGCUGGAUGUUAAUGGAAGGAGAGGAGCUAUUCGGAUGUUUGUGUCUCUACUGCUUUCUGCUAGUGACUGCACUGGGAUCAGCUACAGGGACCAGACAAUGACUGAACCAAAGGGGGGCGCGGUGAUGUUUUUUUUUUUUUUUUUUACUGGAACCAACUUUUCUGAGGAACACUGUACUGAACAUCAGAUUUUUAAAAAGAACUGAUUCAGUGUCGCGACCGGGUGCAGAGAGCCUCGAAUAGACGAUGUGUAAAGAGACUGGGAGAGGAAAACGUGUACUGACAAAAUAAUGCGGAGGAGGAGGAGGAGGAGAAGCAACACAGUGAAUGCCGAACAUUUUCUUUUGUAUUUUUGUUUCAGACAGAUAAUGCUUACUGUUGAUCUCCCAGCUCUCACUCUCUGACCUUAGAACCUCAGCUUGCUGUUCUGAUAUGCCUACACUGUCUGAAAAGUAGCUUUUCUGUCUUAACAGUAAGUCCUAUCCUCACUAACUGCACUGUGGUGGAAGCUGUCCACCUACACGCUUAAGACAUACACACAGAGUGUGUUUUUAAAUAUACCCAAGGCCGUGCUGACUCAUCUAGCAUCAGGCGGUUGUUGAUACCUGUGACGGGUUGGUUUGAUCGUCAUGAGGCAAAGUUUGUAUCCAUAAUUUGUACCCGUUUCAAAUGCCACCAGACAACAUUGAUGUACUUUAGAGCUGCAACGAUAAUGAGUCGAUCAAAAGAAAAUUAGAGGUAGGGAAUUUGAUUCUGGGGAGAGAUAGUUAAGGCUCAUUUCCAGGUCAUCAAAUAUCAACGCUUGCCAUUAGAUCGGUAUUUGGCCUGAGGUUCCAGCCAUUAGUUCCAGUAUUUGACAGCCUGGUGAGAGACUCAACAUUGAACUGUCUUUCUCCAGCAUCACCUUCCCUGUAUUUAAUCGCCAGCUAUUUCGAUAAUGGAUUAAUUGUUCCAGUCAUUUUUCUUGCAAGAAAUGUCAAACAUAGGCUGAUUCCAGCUUCCUGAAUUAGAGGAUUUGCUGCGUCAGACUGACAAAGGGAGUCAUCGAUUUCGGCUCUUAGAAAUUGUGAAGAGCGUCUUUCACAGUUGUUUUUCCACAUUUUAAAGAUUAAACGAUUCAUAAAUAAUAAAAAAAUAAUUCAGAGAUUAUACUCUAAAUGUUGUUUGAGAAAGUUUAAUGUCAUUAUUUCUCCUGUUUGUCUGACGGUCCUGCUUAAAAGACCAAUUAGUGAAAACCUGAAGGGAAACAUUUUUCAGAGAUUGAAUUAAUUCUGAAAUUCGAUUGAUCCUCCUCGUCUUGUGUAGGUGUUUCCGCUGAUCGUUCCUCUACUUUCUGCAGGCAACUUGAGCUGACUUGAGCCGUCAUACUGGACUUUUCUUCCAGCUUCGUGCUCUUUACAUGAGCCGCAGUGUGUGUCACAGCUGCACGUGUUGCCAGAAUGAGCCCCACCUUUACUCACACUAUGACUGACCUGACCUAGAAACAUCAAGAGUUGGUCAUUAGUCAGCUGGACGAGGCUUCAGAGUUACUAAUCUUUUCCAUAUUGUCCUGCUGAAGUCUGGACAUGCCCCUGCUGUCUCUCUUACAGUAAGGGCAUAAAGAAUUCAAAUUAAAUUGAUUCUUUGAUUUGAUGUCUUCGCUGUUGUAAAUUCACCUCGGUCCUGCCUUUUGUAACUCUUUCAAACCAGCUAUACUUCCAAGAAGAUCAUCUCGACAAGUAAUUCCAGCUGGAAAAGUUCUCUCUACCAUGUUCACUCAACAGACGUUUUCAAAACAGAGUUGCCUUUUUUUAAACAGUCAUUUAUUUCUGCUUAGUUUCUUGAAUGUGGGACAUUUUGUGAAAUUUGCCUUGUGUCAUGAGGUCAUUUAAGACUACAAGUGAGAUUGAAUUAUUUGUCGAGGUGGUCUUACAGAGAAGAUUAGUGAAGGUACGGUUGUAUUUUCAGUUUCAAGAAGCAGUCGGUCAGUUCAGCCAUUUUUAAACUCAUUGAUUUCAUGACCUAAGUUUUUUUUUUUUCCUGGGGUUUUUUUUUUUUUUUUAAUCUUUUUUUUUGUCUGUUGAAUGUUUGUAAAAAUGUAUAUAUCUGUUUUUUUUUUCUUACAGGACAUGCUUUAGAAAUAACAAACUGUUUUUGUACGUCUUUUACAUGGAAAAGAAACGUCUAAUCAGGAGAAAUACUAAAUGGUCUUAAUGCUAGCUAAUCUAAAAUGAUUGAAAUAUCUAGACAAUAAAUGUGUUUUUUUUUUUGUAACUUGA